UUCUACCUCGGCCGAGCAGCAGCAGUAGAGCAGUGUAUGUCCAUUGAAAGUCGGAAGUUGUUUUUAGGCUAGUAAACUUUAACAAAAUGGCAGAAGACAACAGUUAUGAGUCGAUGCUUUGUGUAAAGCCUGAGGUUCACGUUUACCGGAUCCCUCCUCGGGCAUCUAACCGAGGAUAUCGUGCUGCUGACUGGAAGUUGGAUGAACCGGCAUGGAGUGGUAGAAUGAAAAUCACUGCCAAAGGCAAGAUGGCCUUCAUCAAGUUAGAGGAUAAAAACACAGGAGAACUGUUUGCACAAGCACCAGUUGAACAGUAUCCUGGUUGUGUAGUUGAAGCAGUCACAGACUCCAGCAGGUAUUUUGUCAUCAGGAUAGAAGACGGCAAUGGACGCCAUGCUUUUAUCGGGCUGGGUUUUGCUGAUCGUGGAGACUCAUUUGACUUCAAUGUUGCUUUACAAGACCAUUUUAAGUGGGUCAAGCAAGAAGGUGAGCUUGCAAAACUGGAAGCCUCUCAGAGCACAGCACCUAAACUGGACCUGAGCUUCAAAGAGGGUCAGACCAUCAAAAUCAGCAUUGGGAACAUUAAGAAGAAGGAUGCAGGAGGCGCCAAACUGAGACCUAUGGGUGGUGGCCUACUCCCACCUCCCCCAGGAGCAAAGGCAGGAGGUUUUCUGCCACCUCCUGGAGAACAGCCGACUGUUGCAGCUGCACAGACAAACACUGCUCCUCUUUUAGACUUUGGUUCUUCUGUACCUGCAGCCCAACCCAGCUCAGACUUGUGGGGAGAUUUCACAUCUGCAGGUUCCAACUCCAACAAAGAUGCUGUCAAAUCAGGCUGGGUGCAAUUUAGCUGAGCCGUGAGAAAAUGUGCACACACACUCAGGUUCCACACAUUCCUCGGACAGGACGAUUGUGACAAAAAGAAACUAAAAGAGAGGAACUGUUAGCAGGUUUCACCGGCUCAUUCAUUGCACUUACACUGCUCUAAUAAAAAAUAGCCCGCUGACCGACACACUCUGGAGGAACAAACAAUUAUGUACAUAAUUUUUACAUUUCUUUUUCACUUUCUACCACAUAUUUGGAUUGAUUUUAGUUGUCACUCUGCUCUUUAAGGCGAGUGUCUGUGCUUGAAGGGAAAAGCUGACUCUACACUAAGCAGGUCAAAUAUUCUUUCUCUGCCUUAAAUCAGAGGUUCCUUAUUUUAAUUAUUUCUAGACCUUUCACUGUUAAUCUGUCCAGAAUCAGAUUUCAUAGUCUUUGUGUUUUCUUGACAUCAUACACACAUCUUUCCGCUCCUGUCCUUGAAUGAUGUCAUUACAGCAGCAUCACUCAUCUCAAGUCUUUGUUUGCCUUGUGGGAAAAUAGUUGAGGUGUCCUUGUUUUAUUUAGCUGUGUACCAGCAUCUGUGUUUUGUUUGCAACUGUUUUUAUGUUUCUGUGUUUUGUUUGUAGUAGAAAGCUUUGUUGAUAUUUGAUGAUUAGUUUUACGUUAAAGCUUAUACCAUUUCUUUUUAAAUCAUAGAUUUUUGGAAAUUGUCAAGCUCAUUGUUUUGUCUGUUAAAAUAUCAACAUGUGUGGUUGAUAUUUUUAUGUCUAUGCAAAUCCUUCAUGUCGUCAUGCUUUUUAGAAUGUGCCUUUUACCCAACUCAAAUGUCCUUACUCUUCCCAACUUUGAUUAAGUGCCUUUCUGAAAAAGACCUAAAAUGUAUAAAAUACAAACCUAUGUCCUUGUGUAAAUAAACUAUAUAUUUCAUU
Melanotaenia boesemani (Boeseman's rainbowfish) is the source of this 1754-nucleotide messenger RNA. RefSeq names its product NECAP endocytosis associated 2 (gene necap2). The transcript has 8 exons. Lineage: Eukaryota; Metazoa; Chordata; Actinopteri; Atheriniformes; Melanotaeniidae. Bases 87 to 854 code for a protein of 255 amino acids. Gene Ontology annotation, cellular component: clathrin vesicle coat; membrane. The record is from RefSeq and is a predicted model, not a curated record. Gene Ontology annotation, biological process: endocytosis.